Messenger RNA from Uranotaenia lowii, 7372 nucleotides. RefSeq lists its product as uncharacterized. The transcript is spliced from 2 exons. Gene Ontology annotation, biological process: DNA integration; proteolysis. Bases 721 to 4254 code for a protein of 1177 amino acids. The record is from RefSeq and is a predicted model, not a curated record. Gene Ontology annotation, molecular function: aspartic-type endopeptidase activity; zinc ion binding; nucleic acid binding. NCBI's taxonomy places the organism in Eukaryota, Metazoa, Arthropoda, Insecta, Diptera, Culicidae.
CUACAAAUUCCUAUGAUUUUUCAUUACUCAAAUUGCUUUAGUUUCUUCAAAAACAUGAUUUUUAAAAACCAUAUUCAAAGCCACAGAACAAAACUGUGUUGCGAAUACGCGCCGCUGUGUAUUCAAUACGCGCCUAGCAGCCGAACACACCCGAGAGCAGCCGAAGACCGAAAACACACCAAUACUUACAGACACUUUGACUGAAAAGAAAAUCAAAAUGGACUAAUAGAAAUUUAACAAAAAAUGAAAAAUAGAUUUUUUGGGCUGAAUUAACGCUCAAAAUAUGGUUUUAGACUUUUUGUUCAUUUUCAAUGAAAAUUGGCCUUUUUGAAAAAUUAAUGCUAUUUUCAGCCUACUACGAUUGGCGCGUUAUAAAGAGCGCAUGGGCCGUGAUAGAACAUACCCAUGAAAAGCAUACCUUAGCGAGUUCAGUAUGAUUUUUUAGCAUAAAAUCAUAAUUUAGAUUCUCCUCUAUCGAUGUGUCAGAAAAUAUUGUCUUAUUCGUUUUUCUCUGCUCGGUGACACCUUAUUAAAAGUGUUUUAAAAUUUAGAUCGAAAUGAAGAAAAACCAAAAUUGUGAAAUUAUUACGACACAGGGGCAUUUUAAGGGAAAAUUCAUACUUGCCAUGACCAAUCUCAGCAUUUAAAACAAAUUGGUAAUAUUUUGCAGGCUUAAAAUGUGUCAGAUUCUUCAAAACAAGAGUGGCGCGUAUUAGCCACAUGGGGCGUUAUAUGAACUUUUCCCCUACUUGGGAACUGACGUGCUACGGUUGUAACAAAGUUGGACACAUCAGAAGGGUGUGUCCGAACGCAGGCUCCGGAAUAAAGGGACAUCCAUUGCGUCCGUUGGAAACAAGAGAGGUUCCUCCUGAAGUUAAAACGAAUGACAACGGUUCGGAUGAUCGAAUUAUGAUCGGGAAGCAGAUUUGCAAUACGGCUGACGAUCCUUUCAUGCUAGCUGUCAUCAAUAAGGGUGUCAGCGAUGGAACUUUAUCAGCUACAGUAGCGGGAAUGCCCUGCUCUUUUCUAGUAGAUUCGGGCGCUCAGGUGAACACUUUCACGUUUGAUUUAUUCGAAAUUUUGAAAAACGAUACCAGAUACAAGAGUGGCAUCAUCAAUUUAGAAUUCGGAACGGAUGUACCAUUGAAAGGGUACGCUUCUAAACAAGAUAUUAGCGUUGUUGCUACAUUCGAAGCACUGUUAUAUGUGAGUCCGGAUCGGCCUGUACUGCUCGAAAAAUUUUACGUGGUGAAAGAAACCAAGGCACUUUUAGGAAGAACGACCGCGCUGAGAUAUUCAGUAUUGAUGUUAGGCACAAAAGUUCCAAUAAGCAUCGAGGUAGAUCACACCGGCCUCAACGAAUUUAAUAACAUUGGUCACAUUGCCAAGAAAAUUUUUCCGAAAUUCAACAUUCCACCGGUAAAACUAAGUUUUAGGAAUCCAGUAGCACCUUGCCGUAACAUCUUUACAAAUAUCCCCCAAGCUUUAAAACAAACAGUUCAAAGCAGGCUGAAUCAAUUAGUAGAAGCGGAAAUAAUAGAGCCAGUUACUAACAACAUGAACAUGACCUUUUGUUCUUCCAUGCUAGUGGUACCAAAAGGAAAACAAGACAUUAGACUCGUUAUAGAUUUACGGGGUCCAAACAAGUUUAUCGAUCGUACGCCAUUCGCUAUGCCGACAUUGGAAUCUAUCCUAGCGAAUUUGAAUGGAGCAACCUGGUUUUCGACCAUCGAUCUGACCAAUGCUUACUUCCACAUAGAGCUGGAUCAGGAUUCAAGGCACCUCACCAAUUUCUUCACGGAGUUUGGAAUAUACAGAUACGUGAGGUUGCCCUUCGGUUUGUGUAACGCACCGGACCUUUUCCAGGAAAUCCUUCAAAGGAAAAUUCUGGGCGGAUGUAGAGGAACUCAUAACUAUCUGGACGAUAUAAUUGUGUUCGGUAGCAGUAAAGUCGAGCACGAUGCAAAUUUGGAAGAAGUUCUUUCCCGCCUCACACAACACAAUGUGAACUUAAAUCUGGCAAAAUGCGCAUUCGGGAAGCAGUCCGUAAACUUCUUGGGCUUCACAAUAACGUCAGACGGAUGGAAGGUGUCAGAUGAAAAGCUUAAAGCAAUCGAAGGAUUUCGUCGACCUAGGACUUGUGGCGAAGUAAAAAGCUUUCUAGGCUUGGUCACGUUCAUGGAUAAAUUCAUCCAAAAUCGAGCGGACUUGACUAGAAGUUUGAGAGGUUUGGCGAACUCUAACUCUUUUUAUUGGAGUGAAGACGAGGAAAAAGAGUUUGUUUAUCUGCAAAACAGCGCGUUGAAAACGAUCAGAUUGCUAGGAUAUUAUAGCACAACAGAUCCUUUAGAGCUUUUUGUGGACGCCAGCCCGAUAGGCCUCGGUGCGGUACUUGUCCAGUUUGAUAAUAAAAAUAUACCACGUGUUAUCUCUUGCGCAUCGAAAUCAUUGACACCCGCAGAACAAAGGUAUCCGCAGACGCAGAAGGAGGCAUUGGCAGUAGUCUGGGGAGUCGAGCGCUUCAGCUUCUAUUUACUCGGCAGAUCUUUUAUCGUACGAACCGAUGCUGAGGCAAAUGAGUUCAUUUACAACAGCAACUUUAGACUGGGUAGAAGAGCAUUGACUAGGGCGGAAACUUGGGCGCUGAGGCUUCAGCCUUAUGAUAUGAGAAUCGAAAGGGUUAAGGGGGAGAAAAAUGUUGCAGAUGCCCUCUCACGUCUCAUUGAGAAUACUAAGGAGGCCAUCCCAUUUGACGAGGACAACGACAAUCACUUUCUUUUCUCUGUGGACGCGGGGAUAAUGAGCAUAACUUGGGAAGAAAUUGAACGAGCUUCUGAGUCUGAUGCCGAGCUGCAAUCACUGCAAAAGGCUCUAGAUUCCAAUAAAUGGCCUAAGGAGCUUCGUAAGUUCGAGGCUCAGCGUAACAACAUCUACAGAAUUGGAGCUCUGCUGUUCAAAGGCGAUCGAUCUAUUCUUCCCGCCGAACUACGAAUUAAAGUUUUGAAAUAUGCACAUGGUGGACAUGUUGGAGAAUCAGCUAUGAAAAGGAUCAUGCGAGAGUUCUUCUGGUGGCCGGGGAUGUCCGUAGAUACCAUCGAGUUUGUGAAAUCCUGCGAAACUUGUGCUAUUCUGGCCAAAAAGAACCCACCACUACCUUUGUCUUCCCGAGUUCUUCCUGAUGGUCCCUGGGAAGUGGUUCAGAUUGACUUCCUCUCAAUCCCAGGUUGUGGAACGGGAGAGUUUCUGAUUGUGGUUGACACUUAUUCUCGGUAUUUAUCAGUAGUAGAAAUGAGGCAGAAAGACGCUGAAAAAACUAACGCGGCGUUAUGUGAGAUCUUUAAACUCUGGGGAUGUCCAUUAAUACUACAGAGUGACAACGGCCCACCCUUUCAAAGUGACUGGUUUAUAAAUUUUUGGGAGAGCAGAGGCGUUAAAGUUAGAAAAGCGAUCCCGCUUUGUCCACAAACAAACGGUAGCGUCGAAAGGCAGAACCAAGGACUGAUUAAGGCAGUAGCGGCGGCAAGAAUAGACGGCGUUAAUUGGAGGAAGGCGUUGCAAGAAUACGUCCACAAACGUAAUACACUGGUUCCACAUUCACGGCUCGGGGUGACGCCCUUUGAGUUAAUGGUGGGAUGGAAGUACCGGGGAUCGUUUCCAUGCCUCUGGAACCAAAACGACAAGAAAAGCUUGGACCGUGAGGAUAUUGAGGAAAAGGAUGCGGAAGCUAAAUUGGUUAGCAAAAAAUACGCAGAUACUGUAAGAGGAGCAAGAGAAACAGACUUAGCAGUAGGUGACAAUGUUCUUUUAGCACAAACGAAGAAAUCGAAAACAGAUCCUACUUUCUCGUCAGAAAAGUUUAAGAUAGUAGCAAGGCAAGGUUCUAAGUUCGUAGUUGCUAGCCAGUCGGGUGUUCAAUACUCUCGGGCCAUCAAAGACAUUCGUAAAGCUCCCCUACAGGCAGUGCCUUCGGAAGAAACACUUAGCGGCGAGAAAGAUUUAGAUUCUCCAGAAACUUCGACGAAUAGUGUGAGUCCAGAUUCAGCAUCAACCCAUCUAACAUCAAUGGAUUUGUUAUUUGGAUGUAAAGCGAGGUCCAGCGAGUUAGCUGUCAGCCCAGAGGAAGAUGCUCCUUGCAGCUCACAGCUAUCACAACAUCCGGAACCGGGUUUCUCUUCAUCCAGACUUCGACCCCGCGACAUGGUAAGAAGACCAGCCAGAUUCGAUGAAAAUUACGUAUUUUCGAUCUUCAACUAGAGUACAGGAGAAGGCGAAUGUGGUAGGUAGUGCUUGGAAACAGAAAAGAACUAAUGUGUUAAAUUAAUUUCUUUUGUGUAUUGCAGAAAGUCGCGGCUGAACUGUUACAAUAUAUAAAACAAAAAUAUGAAAACACUGUUCAAUCGCUUCAAUGGGUUUAUUACAUUCAAAUUCGUUACUGAUUUAUGGAAUUUCGAUAUUAUUGAAUUGAGAAAAAUGAAUGUAAAAUACUUCCAGGAACAUAGCAAGAAAAUUACAAACGAGUUGUUGCAGUGUAUGAGAGAACAUCUUCGUUAAUGACAAUGCUUUGAAUAGUAUCUAGAGAAUGAAAAUGUAUGCGUCACAUCACAAGAGAGAAGAGAGUCGUGUCGUAUGAAUGGAAUGAGCGAGUGUUCUGUUAGAGGGUUUAGGAGUUCCGAGUCAAUGUGGUACAUUCAAAGGUGGGGAUGAUCUCAAAUGUUCCCGAGAAGGAACUAAAUCUUGCAAGGAAAUCUGUAUAAAAUAUCAAAUUGUGUGUGUAAAUUCUUUUGAUCUUCACCUAUCCAGAUAUGGUACCCCAAGGGUUGUUCAAAUUACUCCCUAUUAUUUGCAACAAGUGUUUGUGAGAGCGAAUUGAAAGACCGUUGAGUUCGAGAUUCGGGUGUUGAGCGUUUACAAGUCAUUCUGUAUUCCAAUUUUGAAGGCAGUGGUUCAGUGGUUUUGUUGGCGGUCGGCGAAAUGGAAAGCCGAAAGAAAGGUUUAAGACGAGGUUACCACAAUACCAACUUCGGCUUCCAGGAUUCGCUCUUCGAAUAGAGUAUGAAUACAUUUAACUAUGCACUCUGGAACUUGCAACCCACGAAGUUCCUGGAUGAGGAUAUCUACUUCCACGUUGUCGUAGGCGCUUUGUAUGUCAACGCUGCAUAAAACCACAUGCUCACGGCUAUUAAGUGCAUCAGUUGCAGACUCGAUUAGCGGACAAAGGGCAUCCAUGGUUCCUUUACCCUUUCUAAAUCCACAUAUUUCAUCGGGGAAUAUAUGACUACUCUCGAUAAACCAUUCAAGUCUCUCCUUUAUCAUCAGCUCGAAGACUUUACGAAAGCAUGAAGCCAAGGCUAUGGGACGAACGCCAGUCACAAAAUUAAUGUCUUGAUCAGGUUUUGGAAUGGGAAUCACCUUGAAUAUUUUCCAUGCUCGUGGAAUAUUUCCGUUGUUGGCCACCGUAUUAUAAAUGGUUACUAGAUGCCUUAAGGCACUUAAGGGCAAGCGAUUAAUUACCGAAUAAGUAAUCCCGUCAAUUCCAGGCGCCGAAUCUUUUCCAGAUUUUUGAACUGAUAGAAGGUCUUUUAAAGAAAACAACAUAUUUGGAGAGUGAUCGCUACAUUGACAAUUGUGGAAUUCUGGAAUUUGCUUCUUCACAGAAUGAGGGGCUAGUUUUUCGAGUAGGUCAUUCAUUACGCUUUCUGGAACAGUUUUUCCGCUAAUCGUUGAUCGAUUCUUAAACCUUUUAGCUAAACGCCAUAAUGUAUUCAGGGACGUAGAACUAUCGAAGGAAUCACAAAAGUUAUGCCAACUUUUAGUUUUCUUUUGUCUUACCAUGUUGCGAAAUUUUCGUUCCUGUUCUUUAUACUGACAAUAACUUUCUGAAGAUAAUGUUGUUUUCCAUACUCGAAACGCUGCACGUGUUGCUGACUUUGCUGCACUUAAUUCACUGUCCCAGUAGGGUUGUGAUAUUUUAGACUGGCACGAAUUUCUUGUGCGACUAGGCGUGGCGAAAACGAGAGCAUUCCAAAUAUGCUCAAACAAUUCUUCAAAACCAAUCGCUUGAACAUCCCAAAGAAGAUCAUCAACUUUGUUACUGAAGGCUUCCCAAUCAAUUCGUGAUAAGUUGAUACCUGUCCGAUGAUGCAGCACAUUGACAACAUUAGUCCCGAAAUGAAUCGGAAAAUGGUCACUUCCAUUUGGCGACUCGUCGAUGUUCCAUUCAAAAUACAGACUUAAACCUGACGAAACCAGUGUGACAUCUAUAGCGCUCCACAACCGGUUUACGUCAAAUCUAGUCGGGCGGCCGGUGUUUAAGACGACAAGAUCACUUGAUUCCAAAGCGUCAGCUAGAUGUAUCCCACGUGUGUUGUCAGAUGCGUUUCCCCACAGCUCAUGUUUCGCGUUAAAAUCGCCUCCAAUAAUACAUGGUUUCGGAAUAGCGGCAAAGAACUCCUCAAACUUUGAUCUGGUUACCGUUGCUUGGUGAUGAAUAUAAAUGGACACUACAGUUACUGUUCCUAGACUACACGUCAGUUGACAAGCCGUAUGCUGAAUGUCAAAACGACCAGGAAUGUGGAAGGCGGUAGGCUGAAGCUCUGAUCUAACAGCAAGUGCAAAUUAUUGAGGAGCAACCUGUCGGGAAAUUCCUAAUAAUUUCGGACAGCAUGAGCAGCUUGAAAAGUCUUGCGUGCACUAGACCCUCUGCCAAAAACCCGUUGGCAUGGUAUGAAAUUAAAAAAACGACAAUAGCAAUCGCAUGCAAAGGAUCAGAAGUUGUCUUCAUGUGGGUGCCAUCGCACAGAGGAAUCCCUCUUAAUGAAUCAGCUGACCAGGAAGCCAAAAAAGCUUGCACCGAAGGGACUGCGGACGACUAUACCUUAACUUCGAACGAUAGUUCAUUUCCGUGCCAAUCACGUUCGAGACAACUGUGGCAAUGCCGAUGGGACUCUGGAACCAAAGGCCGCUUUUGUCAUAGUAUUCUAAAAGAAGUGUCUUUGCAACCAUGGUUCCAAAACACAGAAUUAACAAGGAGACAAAUAGUCAUAUUAUCGAAACUCAUCAGCAAUCACUCACGAUUGCCAGCACACCUACAUCGUAACCGUAUCAUCGCAAACGCGAGCUGCGAUUGUGGCGCAAAUAAUGCAAAUCCGGACCAUUAUCUAUUCAGCUGCCCAAAUUAUGGAGAUAGAAGAUGGCCUGUUUGGAAAAUUCUACUAGAAAAACGAAUAGCUCCUGACCUUCAAUUAAUACUCAAAACCAAAGAUUUCAAAUUGUAUAAAAGUAUAGCGGAUUUUUUCAUAGAUUGUAACAUAGAUAUGUAAAAACAUUAUCUUUCAAGUAAUUAACACUUGGCCGGCUAUGUAUUAGAGGUUAA